AUGCUCCCUACCACCGCCGCCGCCGCCGCCGCCGCGCCGCGAGAGAAACAAGCCCCUGGACAUCAGCCUGAGUUGUUUGGCAGAAACUCUGGGGCACAAGGGAGUUCCCCAGAGCCCCUGAAAGUCAGGAUGGGCCAACUGUCCUACAAACUGCAGUGUGUUUUUGGACUGUGUCUCCUGUUGCUCUGGAUCUAUUACCGCCAGCUGGAGACCCCCACAACUGACACCUACAGCCCCUGGCAGCGCACGCAGCAGCUCCGCCAGGAGCAUCUGAGCGCCGCCUGCAAGAAGCAUGGACUCUGGAAGCCCCGCAGUCACCCCUUGCCCAAGCAAGUAGUCCGGCAGCUGCUGGUGGAGCCCAACCACCGCCUGCUGUUCUGCGAGGUGCCUAAGGCGGGCUGCUCCAACUGGAGGCGGGUGCUCCUGCUGCUCACCCUCAACCUGAGCCGCUGGGACCCGGCUGAGGUGGAGUCCGACAGCCUGCACCACACGCGCCUCCUGCAGCGGCUCAGCUCCUUCCAGCCCCGCGAGUGCGACCUCAGGUUGAAGCACUACACCCCGGUGCUGGUCACCCGCCACCCUCUGGAGCGCCUCGUCUCCGCCUACCGAGACAAGCUGCUGCACUCGGAGCCCUACUACAUGCACCUGGCAGCCAGAAUGCGCACGGCCGUCCGCGGGUCCCGAGACCCGGAGAACCAGCGCAACCUCACCUUCCCCGAGUUCGUGACUUUCGUGCUGCGGCAGUCGCCCGCCAAGCUGGACGUCCACUGGAAGCCCAUAGAGCUGCUCUGCUCGCCUUGCAGCGUGCGCUACGGUGUGCUGAUUCGGCACGAGAGCUUGAGCUCGGAGGCGGGUCACGCGCUGCGCUUCCUGGGAAUCCCCGUCACGGGGCUCUUUCCCUCCAUCAAGGUGCACCAGAGCGAGAAGCGCACGGACGGCCAGCUCACUCGCCACUACCUGGGUCAGCUCAGCUCCGAACAGCUAGGCGGCCUCUACACCCUCUACUUCCUCGACUUUACGCUCUUUGGGUACCAUCCACUGAACCCCUGA
Molecule: messenger RNA, 1050 nt
Organism: Phascolarctos cinereus (koala)
Lineage: Eukaryota; Metazoa; Chordata; Mammalia; Diprotodontia; Phascolarctidae
Source: RefSeq, a predicted model, not a curated record